AUGGAAUCUCGCAAAGAUCGCUCUGUUACAAGCAGAAGAAGGCGGUUCGAUUCCCGAGCUACUGCUGAAGACGUAAGGAAAAUAUCCUAUAUGCCUUGCAGUCAAGAUUUUAGGUUCUCAAAGGGCUCGACCUCAGUGGCAAGACUAUUCUGAUUACCGGCACAACCAAUGGGAUUGGCACCGAAACAGCUCGAGCGUUAGCUCAUCAUGGAGCCCAUGUUGUAAUGCUCAACAGAAACAGAGAUGCGGCCGAGAGAUUACGUGACGAACUUUAUUCUCAAACAAGGAAUCGGAAGAUCGACUUGAUAACUUGCGAUCUGGCGUCUCUCCAGUCAGUAAAAGAAGCGGCCGAGAAGUUUAUAAGAAAAGGAUGGUAUGUUAUGUGAAAUAAAAUAUAAAAAAGUAUCUUAGGCCUCUGCACGCCCUGAUUUUGAAUGCAGGAGUUAUGUCACCGGCAGCACAGGUCACUAAAGAUGACUUCAAUACAACUUUCGGGGUCAAUCAUCUAGCUCAUUUCUAUCUUACCCUACUUUUGAAAGAUCGGCUAAUUUCUUCGGCUCCAUCGAGAGUUGUUGUGGUCUCCUCAAACCUCCAUCGUCAUACUGGAAUUGACCCUAAAAGCUCGUUGGACACAAAGUUGAGGCAGCUCAUUCCAAGACCCGACACUUCAGCGUCUGGAAUGUCAUUAUACAGCGGAUCCAAGCUUUGCAAUAUCUUGUUUGCUUUUAAAUUGCACAGAGAGAUCCAUCAAUCUGGAGUGAACGUAAAUGCAGUUCAUCCGGGAGUUAUUUUUAAUACUGGCAAGUGUUAAAAUUGUUAUAAUCAGCUCUUUGAUAGAUAUUUUUUUUUAAAUCAAAGCAGUUUUUUACAGGGCUAAUGGGGACUGGAAGGACCAAAGUUCCCAGCAACCUCAUUCCAUCCAACUUUACCACAACAGUCCAGCAGGGCGCAGCAACAAGUGUUUAUUGCGCGGUUCAUCCGGAUUUGAAACAUGUGAGUUUAUGACGGUAUCUAAUAUUUGAAAAGUAAUUAGAUUCACCGCCGUUUCUAUAUUGAAUUUUUAGGUGAGUGGCCAUUACUUUGAAGCCUGUUGGGACGAUAAAUCUUACCUAAGCCGAGAGCUGGCGGAAGACAAACAGCUUCAAGACGCUUUAUGGAGUGCCAGUGUGCGAAUGAUCCGGCGCGCUGGGUUCAACAUUUGA
Messenger RNA from Bursaphelenchus xylophilus (pine wood nematode), 1202 nucleotides. The record is from the annotation of a GenBank genome assembly. NCBI's taxonomy places the organism in Eukaryota, Metazoa, Nematoda, Chromadorea, Rhabditida, Aphelenchoididae.